Messenger RNA from Branchiostoma floridae (Florida lancelet), 1917 nucleotides. RefSeq names its product N-acetyllactosaminide beta-1,6-N-acetylglucosaminyl-transferase-like. The coding region runs from base 1 to 1347 and encodes 448 amino acids. The record is from RefSeq and is a predicted model, not a curated record. Gene Ontology annotation, molecular function: acetylglucosaminyltransferase activity. Lineage: Eukaryota; Metazoa; Chordata; Leptocardii; Amphioxiformes; Branchiostomatidae. Gene Ontology annotation, cellular component: membrane. The transcript has 4 exons.
AUGGGAGUACUGGUGCCCUGCAGGAGGAGGAGGCUGGGUCUGGUCCUGCUGGUGUGCCUCAUGGCUGCAGUAGGGCUCGCUUUCUUAUCAAACUACAUGACUGUGAAGAAACAACAUGUUACCAGCUUUCUCAAAAGGAGCAGCAGAAACAGAGUCACUGGACACAGCACAAGAGAAAGUCACCACGCAAAACAAACUCAUGCCCAAAGACCUGUUGCCUGGGACACCUGUGUUGACUUACUCCAAAGGAACCAAAGUAAAGCAGACCUUACUGAGUCUAGCACAGCUCUCUCACAUUCUCAUCAUUUGAAUGUUGCUGCUGCAAGCUGUCUUGACUAUACUCAGAACUGGCAGCAGAACUUGUCAGCUGGAGUGGACACAAGGGACUUUCCCAUAGCAUACAUCCUCGUCGUGCACAAGAACGCUGCUCAGGUAGAACUGUUACUACAUUCCAUCUACACUCCGUACAACGUAUACUGCAUACAUGUGGACAAAAGGUCUCCGUCCGAGUUCAGAGCGGUGCUGUCGGCAGUGGCGGACUGCUAUGACAAUGUUUUCAUUUCCCGUCGACUGGAGUCCGUCGUGUACGGCGGGUACAGCAGGCUACAGGCAGACCUGAACUGUCUGCACGACCUGGUCAGCUCCCCCGUCAGAUGGCGCUAUGUGAUCAACCUGGCUGGGCAGGACUUCCCACUCAAGACGCAGAAUGAGAUUGUUGCACAGCUGAGAGUGUUUGGUGGACAGAAUGACAUUCCUGGUGUCCAGUCUUCCAGCAACAUCCAUGGGGACAGGACACGCUUUGUCCACGAUGUAGUCUCCAAUAGUGAUGGUCAGAUGUCAGUGGUUCAGACAGAAAAGAGGAAAAGCCCCCCUCCCCACAAUGUGACCAUUUAUACUGGCAUCGCAUACUACAUCGCCAGCCGUGCAUUCAUGAGCUGGGUGCUGACAGACAAGGUAGCUAAGGACCUACUGGAGUGGUCUCAGGACACAUACAGCCCAGACGAGUUCUACUGGGCCACCCUGAACAAACUCCCAUCAGCUCCGGGUGGGUUUUCCAAACCCACGUGGUCGUCCUCCAUCCGUGCCAUCAAGUGGGUGUACUUCGAGGGUAAGCAGUACCCACCCUGUCAGGGGAAGUACGUGCGAGACGUGUGCAUUUUCGGAGUCGGAGACAUGCAGUGGCUGAUUGACUGUCAUCACCUGUUUGCUAACAAGUUUGACCUGAACUUUGACCCGGUCAUCCUGCAGUGUCUGCAGGAGCUGCUGAAGUGGAGGGGAGAACGUCCGUAUGAUACCAGAUUCACUGCCAAGGACUUUCCAAGGAAAGACAUGCCAUGGCUGCUGUGAUAGAUAGGGUUGUUUUGUUUACGUGUUUACAGACAUUUCUUGUAGAUUGCCCAGACACAGGACAAAGUGAAUGAUGGAUGGAGUUUGCCUAGUGUGAUCUGGAUCAUGCUUGUUUCUCUGGAGCUGAAUAGCAAUGAUUCAGACAAACUGGCAUUCUGCAGGCCAGAAUAGUUAUAAUGGCAGUUAUUCUUAUAUGAUGCCAAUUUUGGGAAUAUUUAUUUUCAUCUUGCAAUUCAGCACAUUUUAUUUUUGUAUAAUCCCUGUGACACAGAUUUUCUUUGGCAGCUCAACUUUCAUGAUGGUAGGUCUACAGAAAAGUUUUUAUGUCAAAUGAUUGGCUAACUUACCCAUAUGACUCCUAUUUGUGGUUAUGAGAUGCUCUCUUACAUCAAUGACAUCAUGAGACAUCCAUGCCUUCAAUAUCUGAGAGCAAAUUGUUUUGUUACCCUUUGUCAUAUUUUGAGCAUUGUCUGUCUUUGACAUACCUGCUCUUUAUUGUGUUUUAAUAAUAUGCAUGAUGUAGUUCCAUUAUUGUCUGUCCAACAAAAGUAAAGUUGCACUUUUUCCAUA